AUGGAUGAAAAUAGGCUCAGCUCCGAGAGGCGGUGCUAUCUAUAUCCGCGACGCCACGCCCAUCGGGAGCAAGAGGAGGAGGAGGAGGAGGAGUUAGGAAUGACGACGACGACGUCGAUCGAAAUCGACGUUUUGUCUCGCUUCGACUUCGAUCAGAAUCGUCGUCAGCGUGGUCGUAGCACAACACGACGAUGGGCGAACGGCCAUGGGAAGGCCGCGCCCAUUUUAAGACGACGAUCGUCUUAA
Messenger RNA from Necator americanus (New World hookworm), 246 nucleotides. RefSeq lists its product as uncharacterized. The transcript has a single exon. NCBI's taxonomy places the organism in Eukaryota, Metazoa, Nematoda, Chromadorea, Rhabditida, Ancylostomatidae. The record is from RefSeq and is a predicted model, not a curated record. Bases 1 to 246 code for a protein of 81 amino acids.